AUGAGAAUUGUAGCAUUAGCAUUAGUUUGUCUCAUGACAAUUUCAUUGGUAUCUUCACAUGCAGUGUUGACCAAUCCAGUCUCAUGGAAUACCAAUCCAUCAAAGACAUCACCAUGCGGUGGUGGAACUCCAGCCACUGCACCAGUUGCCACCUACUGUAAGGGUCAGCCAGCAACUUUGACCUGGAAGGUCGUUGCCGGUGACGGUACCGGUCCAUUGACCAUCAGUAUCGAUCCAGCCGGAGGAACCUCCUUCACCACCGUCGUCAACCAAGUCGCACCAGCCGUCAAUCCAAAUGCCGUCAGCACUUUCAAGGCUGUCGUCACAAUGCCAGAUAUCACCUGUGACAAAUGUACACUCCAAGUGUUCUCAUCGUCCAACUGGUUCUCAUGCUCCACCAUUAAGAUCGCCGAGAAAUGCGACACUCCAGUCGAGGACCGUCAAGCCGUUCUCGCUGACGAUCUCACUUUCUGUGGUAAGUGGGUCAACGAGCACGUCGUUUCGAUUCCAGUCGGUCAAACCGCUGAGACUAUCGAUGAUUCCGUCGCCGCCACCUUUGCUGCCAACCUCAAGAACCCAUUGGUUUUCCAGAACAACGACACCAACUGUGCCAACAAAUACGCUGCUUUCCUCUGUGCUUACAACUUCCCAUUGGAUGACCCAUCCGGUAACGUCAGUCAACCAAUCUAUAAGAUCUCUGAAGGUCAAUGUGCAGGUAUGAACGAUGCCUGUGCUACCACCGAUCUCCAUCGUACUCUUUACCCAUGUGAUAGUUAUCCAACCUCUAACAACGCAUUCAACAUUGUUCCAUCAAUGAUUGCAUUUGUUGCUGUUGUUGUUUUGGCAUUACUUUUCUAA
Molecule: messenger RNA, 858 nt
Organism: Heterostelium album PN500
Lineage: Eukaryota; Evosea; Eumycetozoa; Acytosteliales; Acytosteliaceae
Product: putative transmembrane protein
Exons: 1
Coding region: 1-858 (285 amino acids)
Source: RefSeq, a predicted model, not a curated record